UCAUUUGGCGGAGGUAUAUGCAACUUUCUAAUUUUUUCCAAAAUAAACCAUUAUGUCCUCUGUAUUUUUAUACUUUAGGUCAACGAGCAUCCAUACCAAAUAUUUCGGCCUAUUCAACAGUAGCAUCUUCAAUACCAGCUAGCAAUUCCAUGUUUGCCAGCUUGCCUGGUCAAACAAAUUUUCAUAUGUCUCAACCAACUUCAACAGCAUUUCAAAUGCCCAUUUCAUCCUAUAUGCCAAAUGUCCAAACACAGACCAGCACUACUCCAUUUAAUACAAAUGUGAAUUAUUUUUCGAAUCCAACUCCAACUUCUUUUGCCAAUAAUCAAUCUUUCGGUGCUAACCCAUUUCAAACUCAAAUAUCACCAAAACAAGCUCAAAUGGGCAUCCCAUUUAUGGCAUCAGUUAAUCAAGGACCUCUCCCAUUUACAAACGGACAACCAAAUCCUUUUCUGAAUAUUACACAGCAACAAUCUUCGCAGCAACAAAUUCAUUUAAAACCACGCACAAACUCAACGAAUCCAUUUCUUUAA
This is a messenger RNA of Didymodactylos carnosus, 533 nucleotides long. The record is from the annotation of a GenBank genome assembly. NCBI's taxonomy places the organism in Eukaryota, Metazoa, Rotifera, Eurotatoria, Philodinida, Philodinidae.